AUGGCACUACUGACUCAGUUACAACAGUUCCACGUUGAUAAACUAUCCAGUGCUCACGUUUACGUUCGUCUGCAACCCGGCCAAACAUGGCUUGAUAUACCUGAAGCAGUUGUUCAUGAUUGUGCUCAGCUGGUCAAAGCCAACAGUAUUGAGGGCAACAAGAAGAAUGGCAUUACCGUCAUCUACACUCCUUGGGACAAUCUCAAAAAGACGCCAGGCAUGGAGACAGGCCAAGUAACAUUUCACAACAACAAAAAAGUGAAGCGUGUCUUUGUGGAAAAGCGCAUCAAUGAAGUUGUCAACAGACUCAACAAGACAAAGGUGGAGCGUUUUCCAGAUUUGUUGCAGGAGAAGGUUCAGAGAGAAAAGAUGGAUAGGUUGAAGGCUCGUGAAGGCGAGUUUGCUGAAAAGGAGAGAGCUCGUGUGUUGGCUGAGGAGAAGAGAAGAUCUGAAAAAGAGAUCAAUGAUAUGUUUGAUCCAUCGCUAAUGAAGAGCAAUUAUAGAGACACUGAAGUUGAGGAUAUCAACGCAGCUGAGGAGGAUUUCAUGUAG
This is a messenger RNA of Mucor velutinosus, 552 nucleotides long. RefSeq lists its product as uncharacterized. NCBI's taxonomy places the organism in Eukaryota, Fungi, Mucoromycota, Mucoromycetes, Mucorales, Mucoraceae. The transcript has a single exon. Bases 1 to 552 code for a protein of 183 amino acids. The record is from RefSeq and is a predicted model, not a curated record.